AUGACAUGGCUGGUUUCGCUGGAUCUCACCAACUAUGAAGCAACAAAAGAUAUACACUACUACGCGGAGACCGAUGCCCAGAGAUACAUACUCAAAGAUCCAGAUAUCGAAAUGCUUACUCGCAAUUUAACGGGAUUGGAGGAACUCUUGUUAGAUGGUGCAAAUGUAUCUGAUGUAGUACCGGAGUUUUUCGGUGAAUUCGGGAACUUGACUUCCUUACAUCUAAGUAGCUGUGAUUUGUACGGAAAAUUCCCAGAAAAGAUUCUUAAGUUACAAACCCUUCGAACUUUACAUUUAUCAUACAAUUAUCUUCUUCAAGGUUCUUUACCAGAAUUUCCAAGGAAUGGACUGCUUCAGGAUUUGGUGAUUCAAGGCGCGAGUUUCUCAGGUAAAUUACCAAAAACUAUUGGUAACCUCAGGGUGUUAUCCCGCUUAGAUCUCAGUUACAGUAGAUUUAAUGGAUCAAUUCCCACUUCAAUUUCCGAGCUUAACCAACUUCAAUAUGUAGAUUUAACCGGCAAUCGUUUAACAGGCUCAAUUCCUUCGGGAUUCAAUAGGCUUUCAAAACUUCAAUACUUCAACUUAGCGGAGAACAUUUUCACUGGAACAAUACCAAUGGAUUUGAUUACCCUAGAUUCACUUCAAGAGUUGCAUCUCAACGAAAAUCAGUUCACUGGUCUCUCUAGUGAUGUGUUAAUGGAUACUCUUCUUCUCUUGAGAUCCGUGAUCUGA
Molecule: messenger RNA, 732 nt
Organism: Papaver somniferum (opium poppy)
Lineage: Eukaryota; Viridiplantae; Streptophyta; Magnoliopsida; Ranunculales; Papaveraceae
Product: receptor-like protein 7
Exons: 1
Coding region: 1-732 (243 amino acids)
Molecular function (GO): protein binding
Source: RefSeq, a predicted model, not a curated record